Messenger RNA from Gastrolobium bilobum, 2450 nucleotides. RefSeq names its product 9-cis-epoxycarotenoid dioxygenase NCED1, chloroplastic-like. The transcript has a single exon. Lineage: Eukaryota; Viridiplantae; Streptophyta; Magnoliopsida; Fabales; Fabaceae. Gene Ontology annotation, biological process: carotene catabolic process. The record is from RefSeq and is a predicted model, not a curated record. Gene Ontology annotation, molecular function: carotenoid dioxygenase activity. Gene Ontology annotation, cellular component: chloroplast stroma. The coding region runs from base 258 to 2105 and encodes 615 amino acids.
CGUGGUCUUCUCCUACAUGUCCGAGUUGAGUUGAACCCUCCAUUCCUUCACACCCCUCCUCCCUCUCUCCCACUAUAUAUAUAACACUUCUCAACUCUCUCUCAUUCACUCCUAAGCCUCUCCUCAAAUUUUUCAAACUCUCACAAUCCCAAAAAAGAUACCAACAACAACACUCUCGAAAACCAACCAAUUUCAAUUUUCUUUGUACAAAAAACACACUACUAUAGACUACAAGUGCCACUCUUCCAAAAACAACCAUGGCAGCAUCAAACACAUGGAUUAACACAAAACUCCCAUCAUCAUGCUCUUCUUCUUCCCCCUUCAAAGAAUUGGGCUCUAGCUCAACAAAUCCAACAACCUCAAUUACCUUGAAGAAGAGGUCCAACACAAAUUCCAACACCAUCUCAUGUUCCCUCCAAACACUCCACUUCCCUAAACACUACCAACAACCUCAAUCCACAAACACAAAAACUGCCACCACCACCCCAACAAAGGAAAACAAGUCUCCACCAUCCUCUGACACAACCAAACAACAACAAGUCACACCCCAAAGGUGGAACCUUUUGCAAAAAGCUGCAUCCAUGGCAUUAGACAUAGCCGAAAAAGCCUUAGUCUCACACGAGCGCCAACACCCACUUCCCAAAACCGCCGACCCAAAAUUCCAAAUUGCCGGAAACUUCGCUCCGGUGCCGGAGCACCCCGUCCAGCACUCACUCCCGGUCGCCGGAAAAAUCCCAAAAUGCAUUGAAGGCGUCUACGUAAGGAACGGCGCCAACCCCUUAUACGAGCCCGCCGCCGGCCACCACUUCUUCGACGGCGACGGCAUGGUCCACGCCAUCCGGUUCAAGGACGGUUCAGUCAGCUACGCUAGCCGGUUCACUGAAACUGAGCGUCUGGUUCAAGAAAAAGCACUUGGAAAACCGGUUUUCCCAAAAGCCAUAGGUGAACUCCAUGGCCACUCUGGCAUAGCUCGAUUGCUCUUGUUCUACGCUCGUGGACUCUUUGGUCUUGUUGAUGGAAGCCAUGGAAUGGGUGUUGCAAACGCUGGUCUUGUUUACUUCAACAACCACCUCUUGGCUAUGUCAGAAGAUGAUUUACCUUACCAUGUUCGUGUAACUCCAAAUGGUGACUUGAAAACCGUUGGUCGUUACAAUUUCAACGGCCAACUCAAGAGUACAAUGAUUGCACAUCCAAAGGUUGAUCCUGUUAAUGGUGAUAUGUAUGCUCUUAGCUACGAUGUUGUUCAGAAGCCUUAUCUUAAGUACUUCAAGUUCAACAGUGAUGGUGUUAAGUCCCCUGAUGUUGAGAUUCCUCUUUCCGAACCAACCAUGAUGCAUGAUUUUGCUAUUACUGAGAGGUUCGUGGUUGUCCCUGAUCAGCAAGUGGUGUUCAAGUUGAGUGAGAUGAUUCGUGGUGGUUCACCCGUUGUGUAUGAUAAGGAGAAGGUUUCAAGGUUUGGGGUUUUGGAUAAGAAUGCAAGUGAUGCUUCUGGUAUGAGGUGGAUUGAAGCACCUGAGUGCUUUUGUUUCCAUCUUUGGAAUGCUUGGGAGGAGCCUGAGAAUGAUGAGAUUGUGGUGAUUGGGUCUUGCAUGACCCCUGCUGACUCCAUUUUCAAUGAAUGUGAUGAGAGUUUGAAGAGUGUGUUAUCUGAGAUAAGGUUGAACUUGAAGACUGGCAAGUCAACAAGAAGACCAAUCAUUAAUGGUGAUUCUGAUCAGCAGGUUAACUUGGAGGCUGGGAUGGUGAAUAGGAACAAAUUGGGAAGGAAGACUCAGUUUGCUUAUCUUGCACUUGCUGAGCCAUGGCCUAAAGUUUCAGGCUUUGCAAAAGUGGACUUGUUCAGUGGGGAAGUGAAGAAGUACUUGUAUGGAGAACAAAGGUUUGGUGGGGAGCCUCUGUUUCUUCCAAGGGAUCCUAAUUCUGAGAGAGAAGAUGAUGGUUAUAUUCUUACAUUUGUGCAUGAUGAGAAGGAAUGGAAAUCUGAGCUGCAAAUUGUGAAUGCAAUGAAUUUGAAAUUGGAGGCUUCUAUUAAGCUUCCAUCAAGGGUUCCUUAUGGUUUCCAUGGAACAUUCAUACAUUCAAAGGAUUUGAGGAAGCAAGCCUAAUUGAUUGGAAUAUUGACCUCAGAUAUUGGUCUUUCAAUUGGCGUGUGCAUUGGUUUGUGAGGAGGGAUUUAACUGAGGGAUGCUUGCAGAUAUGUCCCCGGAAUCUCCUCCUCUGUUCUUUACAGCAGCAGAUGUUUUUUUUCUGCUUUCUUUUUCAUGAUCUUUUUUUAAUUUGGGGUUACUUCUUUUCUUUUUGUUAAGUGAGAGGUUUUGGGGGACCAGCUUGUAGCUUUUGGGUGUAGUUAGCAAUGAAGCUCAGCUGGUCUCUGCUUAUUCUUUCACUUGAUGUGCAUGUAAGUAUAAAAAUAAUCACAACAUAGAAUGUGAUAUAAUAUAUGUCUUUUA